UGUAAAACAUCCGCUACUGUUUGUUUGAAAGAGCACGUGACUCUCCUCUGUGGAAAAAAUGGCUGCGCCCUGCGCCGCUCAAUGCUUUUACAGAACAGGUGGUGCAAGCCUGCUCCAGAGAGCAGCACAGCUGCCCAGCUGCUACAGAAGCUCAUCUGCUGUCCACCAAUGCCCACCUCACCGAUGUUUCUUCUGGAAGAAAUGGAAUAGUUCCCGCAGUGUGGUCCGGCCUGGUGUAGUGCGCCCCUCUUAUGCUGUACCAAAGCACAUCCAGAAGCCGGACUAUGUGUCAUCCAGCAAAGUGCCUGAGUGGCUAGAUUACAUAGAGAUUAAAGAUGAGGAGCAGAUCCAAGGAUUGAGACGAGCAUGUCAACUAGCCAGACAUGUACUGCUGCUGGCAGGAAAGAGUUUGAAGGUUGGUAUGUCGACAGAUGAAAUAGACUUUAUAGUCCAUCAGGAAGCCAUUCGUCACAAUGCCUACCCCUCUCCUUUACAUUAUGGGGGCUUUCCGAAGUCAGUCUGUACCUCUGUUAACAAUGUAGUAUGCCAUGGCAUUCCAGACAGCAAAAUAGCGAAUUCAAAUGGAUUUUGUGUGUGUCCAUAUUUUAUCGGCCAUGGGAUCGGCACAUAUUUCCAUGGUUAUCCAGAGAUAUGGCAUCAUGCCAAUGACAUUGACCUACAGAUGGAAGAGGGCAUGUCCUUCACCAUAGAACCCAUUCUUAUGGAAGGAUCCUCAGAAUUCAAGAUCCUGAGGGACAAGUGGACCGCUGUUUCUGUGGAUGACAAAAGAUCGGCCCAAUUUGAACACACGGUUGUCAUCACCAGCGAUGGUGUAGAGAUUCUGACCAAACUACCAGAUGAAGAUUGACUGGACAAGAAUAUGGAACAUCUUGAAGUGUGACUUGUGAGAUGGAUCUGAGUUUUUAGAGUAAUAGAAUCUGUUAUU
This is a messenger RNA of Sinocyclocheilus grahami, 946 nucleotides long. Its product is annotated as methionine aminopeptidase 1D, mitochondrial-like. The transcript is spliced from 8 exons. Gene Ontology annotation, molecular function: metalloaminopeptidase activity. The record is from RefSeq and is a predicted model, not a curated record. NCBI's taxonomy places the organism in Eukaryota, Metazoa, Chordata, Actinopteri, Cypriniformes, Cyprinidae. Bases 59 to 868 code for a protein of 269 amino acids. Gene Ontology annotation, biological process: proteolysis.